This is a messenger RNA of Apis florea (little honeybee), 2472 nucleotides long. Its product is annotated as condensin complex subunit 2. The record is from RefSeq and is a predicted model, not a curated record. NCBI's taxonomy places the organism in Eukaryota, Metazoa, Arthropoda, Insecta, Hymenoptera, Apidae. Gene Ontology annotation, cellular component: condensin complex. Gene Ontology annotation, biological process: mitotic chromosome condensation. Gene Ontology annotation, molecular function: chromatin binding.
UAAGAACACAUUUAUAUUCAAACUUAUUUGAAUGUAUAUACUUUCGGUUGUUCAAAAGAAAAUCCAGAGAGUUGAAUAUGUAAUGUUAAUGUAAUGUUUUUAAACAUUUUUCAUAUAUUUACUUUAAAAAUUUGUAUUUCAAAUGGCAGAUAAGGAACUUUUAGACGAAUUGAAAGUACUCCGACAGAUGCAACUUGAAUUGCAACAACUUUAUACUUUGUUACGAUUAAUGAGAGUUGAUUUAGAAAAAAUUAUAAACAACUUCACUUCGUUAAAUGAUAAAUAAUUUUUAUAUUUCAUAUUUUCAAUAUUACUCAUAAUUUACUUAUUUAUAAUAUUAAUACGUUUGUUAUUAAUAUUUUGGAGAAAUAUAUAAGUAAUAUUUCUUCUAAGUGAAUAUAUAAAAAUAUUUUAAAUAUACAUAUGUGAUCUCUAUUUUAAUAAAUUUGCAAAAUGGAAAAAGAUGAACCAAUGGAAGUAUUAUCUUUAAAUUCUUCAUCAUCUUUGCGAAGAAAAUCAUUUCAAAUACAUAAUGAGUUAGCCUUUAAUUUGCCAGAAAAUAAUGAUGAAGCUGAGAAAUUGGCUAGACGUCUUGAAAUAAAUGCUUCUAUAGCAUCAAUAGAAAAUAUAAACACAAGUAAUAAACGAAAAUCUUUGGGACUUGGUUUUAUAGCUCAAAUGUCAUCAGUUCAAGUAAAAAAUCAUAUAAGUGAAUGUAUAAAACUUAGCACUGAAAACAAAAUUAAUAUAAAAAAUGCAUUUAGCCUUGAAAUGAUUAAUUUUAUGUCUUAUAUGAUAAAAAGAGAAGAUGACAAUAUGUCUAAUCUGCAAACAGCCAGUACAUCUUUAGAUGUAAGCACAAAAAUUUAUGGAUUUCGUGUAGAUGGUAUUCAUACAGAAAUCAUGAAGAUGCUAGGAGCAUCAGAUAAACAAGAUAAUAAUCCAAUUGAUAAUACAAAUGAAUAUUUAAAUAAUGAGCAAGAAAAUCAAGUAAAUAAUUUUCAAAAACAGAAAAAAAACAAAAAAAAAAACAGACUGAUUUUUGGUACAGCAGAUAGUUUGAAAGGAACUGUAGAAAUGAUGAAACCUUCAUUGUGGAUGAUGGAAGAUAAAGAUUUACAAACUACAGAUGGAUUAUAUCAAGUAAUAUUGUCAAAUCAUGCAAAUUCAAAAUAUUAUUUACAUUUAUACAAUGAUGUUAUUGUGGAUAUUGCAAAACAUGAAACAAGUAGUGAAAACACAAAAAUAGCCAUUUCAAAGAUAGAAGAUUUUUCUAAGUCAGAAAUAUGUCCACCUCUGACUAAUUUUAAAUUUCAGAAUGAUAAUGAUGAAAAAAAAGAAGAAGAAAAAAAUGAAAAUGAAAAUACAAACGAAACUAAUGAAAACCAAUUUCAAUUUAAUUUAAAUGCUACUGUACAAUCUGAUGAUGAAAUAAUCCAUGAUAAUAUAAAUUAUUUAGAUAUUCAAGAUGGAAUGGAAAAUACAGACAUACAUAUUGAGAUACAAAAACCAGUGGAAAAAAUUGUAGACUUAUGUAAAGUUUUAUCUAAUAUUGAUACAAAUAAAACGUCCGAAUAUUCUUUUCUUCAGAAAAGUUCUAAUUUACAUUGGGCUGGUCCUUCUCAUUGGAGAAUGAGUAAUUUCACAAAAUAUUCUAAAGAAGGAAAAAUUAUAGCAGCCUGUGCACAAGAGCCAAUUAAAAAAAGAAAAGAAAUAGAGAUAUGCUAUGAUGAUAACAUUAAAAAAGCAGUAAUACCAAAAUUUGCAAUAAGUAAAGCUAUAAAAUUUGAUAGUAACAAAUUAGAUUGGUCAGAAGGAAGACUGACAUUACCACGAGAUAUGCAUUAUAAUAUUGCAAAUGCAGUUAAAUUAUAUCUACAUAAAUUAAUACAUAUAAAUAUUAGAAAUAAGGAUGAUUUAAAUAUUACUCAUAUAUCUGAUAUAGAGAAUUAUAAUUAUGAUAAUGAAAAUGACACAUCAAAUUAUUGUCCUUAUGUUCUUAAAAAUGGUUAUGAGAUAAAUGAAGACAAUAAUAAAAAUGAACAUAAUCAUGAAAUUGAAAAUGACGAAAUUGAAACACAAAUGGCUUUUGCUGGAGAUAAUUUAGUAGCUGUUCCUAAAUUAACAAAUAAAAUAUCUAUUGCAUAUAGUAUAUAUGCCAAAAGAAUAGAUAUGGGACAAUUAAAAAAAUCUAUUUGGAAAAGCCUAACUGUGAAUAAUAAUAAAGAAAAAAAUCAAGAAGAAAAUAAAAUUAAAGGAAAUCAGUCGUUUAGUGAAAUUUACAAAACAUUACCUAAUAUAUUAACAAAAACUAAUAUAGAAGCUUUAAGUUUUCCUAUUUCUUUUGUAUCUUUGUUACAUUUAGCAAAUGAAAAGACAUUAAAAAUACAAUCUCUUCCAGAUAUGUCUGACCUUCUUAUAGAAACAUAAUUUUAUACAUGUAAAUAAGUCUCUUUUACAUAUUCAAAAAUU